Sinocyclocheilus grahami is the source of this 501-nucleotide messenger RNA. Its product is annotated as sec1 family domain-containing protein 1-like. The record is from RefSeq and is a predicted model, not a curated record. The transcript is spliced from 6 exons. Gene Ontology annotation, biological process: vesicle-mediated transport. Bases 40 to 501 code for a protein of 153 amino acids. NCBI's taxonomy places the organism in Eukaryota, Metazoa, Chordata, Actinopteri, Cypriniformes, Cyprinidae.
GUCCCAAUAAUCCGAUGUCCAAGAGGGAAUGCUGCUGAAAUGGUAGCCGUGAAACUUGACAAGAAACUGAGAGAGAAUCUGCGAGAUGCUCGUAACAGCCUGUUCACCGGAGACACCAUGGGCACUGGCCAGUUCAGUUUUCAGAGGCCACUGUUUGUUCUUGCCGAUCGUAACCUGGAUCUAGCGACUCCUCUCCACCACACAUGGACGUAUCAGGCUCUUAUUCAUGAUGUGCUGGACUUCCACCUGAACCGGGUCAGUGUGGAGGAGUCUCAAGGGUCAGAGGCCAGCCCAGCUGGAGCACGGCCAAAAAAGAAAAACAAGAAGAGCUAUGAUCUCACUGCUGCUGAUAAAUUUUGGCAAAAACACAAAGGAAGUCCAUUUCCUGAGGUUGCAGAAGCUGUGCAGGAGGAACUAGAUGCAUAUCGAGCCCAAGAGGAUGAGGUUAAACGCCUCAAGAUCAUUGGACUCACAAAGGCCUACCGCUGUACUCCUGCCUGA